GGGGGAGGAGCGGGAGGAGGAAGCGGCAGCGGCGGCGGCGGCGGCGCGGAGACAGUCCCCGCGUCCACACGCAGCCGAUUGCCCACCCGGGCCUGCAGCGGGCAGCCCGCGUCCACGCACCCGCGGUGACCGCGCAAGCUGUCGCGCCUCGCGGACCCGGCCGCAAGCGCCCCUCAGCGUCCCGCUCGCCUGAGUCACCGCCAUGGCCGAGAGCGCGGAGAGCGGCGGCCCACCGGGCGCGCAGGACGGCGCGGCCGACGGCGGCCCCGCGGAGCCCAAGAUCAUGAAGGUCACGGUGAAGACGCCGAAAGAGAAGGAGGAGUUCGCUGUGCCCGAGAACAGCUCGGUCCAGCAGUUCAAAGAAGAAAUCUCUAAACGUUUCAACUCUCAUAUUGACCAACUUGUGUUGAUAUUUGCUGGAAAAAUUUUAAAAGAUCAAGAUACUUUGAGUCAGCAUGGGAUUCACGAUGGACUUACUGUUCACCUUGUCAUCAAAACACAGAACAGGCCGCAAGAUCAAUCAGCUCAGCAAACAAAUACCACUGGAAGCAAUGUGACCAAUUCACCAGCUCCUAAUAGUAACCCCACUUCUGGUUCUGCUAACAGCCCUUUUGGCUUAGGUGGACUUGGAGGACUUGCAGGUUUGAGUAGCUUGGGUUUAAAUACCACCAACUUCUCUGAACUGCAGAGCCAAAUGCAGCGGCAGCUUUUGUCCAACCCUGAAAUGAUGGUUCAGAUCAUGGAAAAUCCCUUCGUCCAGAGCAUGCUUUCAAACCCUGACUUGAUGCGGCAGUUGAUUAUGGCCAACCCGCAGAUGCAGCAGUUGAUACAGAGAAAUCCAGAGAUUAGUCACAUGCUUAAUAAUCCAGAUAUAAUGAGACAAACAUUGGAACUUGCCAGAAAUCCAGCAAUGAUGCAAGAAAUGAUGCGAAACCAGGACCGAGCCUUGAGCAACCUAGAAAGUAUUCCUGGGGGCUACAAUGCUUUACGACGCAUGUACACAGAUAUUCAGGAGCCUAUGCUGAAUGCUGCACAAGAGCAGUUUGGUGGUAAUCCAUUUGCUUCCUUAGUGAGCAGUUCCUCCUCAACAGAAGGGAGUCAGCCUUCUCGAACAGAAAAUAGGGAUCCGCUACCCAACCCGUGGGCUCCGCAGACUUCCCAGAGUGCACCAGCCUCUGGUAGCACCACUAGCACUGUGAGCGGCUCUGCUGGUAAUGCCACCAAUGCCCCUGCUGGGCAGAGCACCUCAGGUCUGGUGCCUGGAGCAGGAGCUAGUAUGUUCAACACACCAGGAAUGCAAAGCUUGUUGCAACAAAUAACUGAAAACCCACAGCUUAUGCAGAACAUGCUGUCUGCCCCAUACAUGAGAAGCAUGAUGCAAUCACUAAGCCAGAACCCUGACCUUGCUGCCCAGAUGAUGCUGAAUAAUCCCCUAUUUGCUGGAAAUCCUCAGCUUCAAGAACAAAUGAGACAACAGCUCCCAACUUUCCUCCAACAAAUGCAGAAUCCUGACACGCUGUCUGCAAUGUCAAACCCUAGAGCGAUGCAGGCAUUGUUGCAGAUUCAGCAAGGCUUGCAGACGUUGGCGACAGAAGCCCCCGGCCUCAUUCCAGGGUUUACUUCUGGCGUGGGAGCAGCAGGCAAUUCUGGAGGCUCCUCAGGAACCAAUGCACCAAACACUGCACCCAGUGAGAACACGAGCCCCACAGCGGGCGCUGCGGAGCCAGGCCACCAGCAGUUCAUCCAGCAGAUGCUGCAGGCGCUGGCUGGGGUGAAUCCUCAGCUACAGAGUCCAGAAGUCAGAUUUCAGCAACAACUGGAACAGCUCAGUGCGAUGGGCUUCUUGAACCGGGAAGCAAAUUUGCAAGCACUGAUAGCAACAGGGGGUGAUAUCAACGCAGCGAUUGAAAGGCUGCUGGGCUCCCAGCCAUCAUAGCAGCAUUUCUGUACCCUGAAAAAAUGUAAUUUAUUUUUGAUAACGGCUCUUAAAUCUUUAAAAUAACCUGCUUUAUUUCAUUGGAAUUCUGUGCUGUUAUAAAUGCAACAACAGGAAGAGUCUGGAGGUGAAGUGCAGUAAGAUGUGCGGGUUUCUGUAUCUCGAACAGUGGGAAUCAAUGUUUCCGGUUAAGGCUGCUGCAUGCAUCAAACACUUGGCAUUUAUUGUAAUUUUUUUUUUAAAUAUCACCUUUUCUAAUUGGGUGAACAAAUUUUUGUCCUGCAUCUGUCCAACUAACUUGCUUUUUAAACAUAACCUAUGGUAGUAAUUUAUGUAGAAUAAAGGCAUUAAAAAAAAGCAGAUCAUUUGCGCUCCAUGAUUUGUGGUACAAUAUUGCUUAUUGUGACUUUGGCAUGUACUUUGCAAAUAAUGCUGUAAGGUUUAUACUACUGACAAACUUUGUUUAUUUGUAUACGGUGCAAAUUAUUGCACAUUUCUAGGUCAUCUAAGCAAAAUUCCUGUAACCAAAAAAGUCAAAUAAGGAUUCCUAACUGUGUAGCAUCUUACAGCAUCUUUGAUAAACAUCUCUCAGCAAAAGUGCCAUUUAGUCAGGUUUAUUGAAAAUAAAGAAAAACUAAUUCUGGUUAUCUCUUUAGGAACACUUCAUGUACAGGCAACAUAAUGUACCGCUGCUAUCUCAACACUUAAAUAAUGGCUGCACGUUACCUUUAUUUUAUGCAGACUGAAGGAGCACUGUAACGUGGUCCAGUGCACCUGCCCGGGGCUUCCUGCUCCCCAUAGGUGUCUAAACAGCGUUGAGUUUCAUUGAACCGCCUCUUUGACUGGAAGUUCUGCUGCUUCUGUUAAUUGCCGUGUAUGUUAUGGGUGUGUCAGCCUUCUCAUUCAUAGGAAACGCCCGGAUUGAAAAUGAUUAGGGAGCCACUUGUUUCUCAAGUGUUUGGCUAGUUCUAUUAAGAAAUAGUUGAAUGUUCAGAGUCUCAGAGAAGGGGGUGGGGGAGGGAUGAGACAGAAUCUGUUCUGGAUUGGGCCAGCCUGAACUAGUAAUACUGGCAACCAAGAUUCUGUGAAGAUUCUAGUGUCAGUCGGGUGAAAAACAAAGAGCCGUUAUAAUGAUUUUAAGUAAGUUUGGCUAUUCUGUAGCCUCUUUCUUCCUUCCUCGAAGUUUUAUUUGCCUAAGUCUCAAACUGUUGGGGUGAUACAUUCCAUUGGGACCAAUUAAAAUUAUAACUUUAGGGUCAGUGAUAUAGUGACUGGCUCUGGUUCAGUAUUCUCUUAGGUCAUUGUAUUCUCUCUUGUACAAGUUGCCCGAAAUUAUAAUGUUAAAAUAAUCUAAAAUGAGUUCAGACAAAUAAAAUCAAGGGAAAUAGAAGGUGAAUUCCAUAACUUCUGUAAGUUGCUUGCUGUUAAAAGGUUUCGAGGCCAGGUUGCCCCCAGACUGUACGCUGUUCCGACACUUUCCCCAGGAAAAGAACAAGUACAGAGGUCGGGAUGGAGGCCUGGCUGGAGGAGGUCGGCAAGGAUCGUGCUCACCUGUGUCUGCUCUCAGCCUUGCUCCUCAGUGUGUCUGCUUUAAAGACUUCUUGUACUGGUGAUGGCGAUGCGCAGGUGGGACAGUGUCGUAAGCAGCUUGAUUUAUUAAUCGCCAAAUAACAAUAAACCUCCAGCUUUUA
Psammomys obesus (fat sand rat) is the source of this 3627-nucleotide messenger RNA. It is a transcript of the gene Ubqln1, whose product is annotated as ubiquilin 1. Gene Ontology annotation, biological process: autophagosome assembly; regulation of macroautophagy. Bases 203 to 1936 code for a protein of 577 amino acids. NCBI's taxonomy places the organism in Eukaryota, Metazoa, Chordata, Mammalia, Rodentia, Muridae. Gene Ontology annotation, cellular component: cytosol; autophagosome. The transcript is spliced from 11 exons. The record is from RefSeq and is a predicted model, not a curated record. Gene Ontology annotation, molecular function: polyubiquitin modification-dependent protein binding.